Esox lucius (northern pike) is the source of this 3491-nucleotide messenger RNA. RefSeq names its product kelch domain-containing protein 1. NCBI's taxonomy places the organism in Eukaryota, Metazoa, Chordata, Actinopteri, Esociformes, Esocidae. The transcript is spliced from 13 exons. The record is from RefSeq and is a predicted model, not a curated record. Gene Ontology annotation, molecular function: protein binding. Bases 846 to 2075 code for a protein of 409 amino acids.
GCAAAGAGAAUAUAGAGUGCGCGUUCACGCGGCGGGGUGGCACGGCCCGACAACGACAGCAGCCCAUUUAGGGUUGUUCGUUAUUUGCUCAGAAGUCCUCUUGACUACCCCUAACUUUUAACAGAUUUAGCGCUGGUUUUUGCGCUAAAACCCUUUGUGAGAUACUCUUAGGACAAACAUUUAGGACUCCUAAAUGAAUACUGAUACGCCCAUUGUUUUUAAGAAUGUAUCCUAAAUCAACACGGUUCAACUCAAUGAGAGCCUGAUAAUUAGUUCACAAGUUGAAUCAGCUGUAGGGCCUACAAUGAAAUUGUUGUACUGUUGGGGGGGGACUAGACCAGAGUUAGGAACCACCUAUUAUCGUUAUUAAAAAAGGUAGGGUAAACGAGUUUUUAAAACGGAAAGAAACUGAAAACACAAAGUGUGUAUCCUACUCUUUAUCUGGAUCUAUAUCUCUGUCGUCCUGAUAGGACGUUUUGUGAGAAAGCUGUUGUCGAGCAAACUAAUACAACCGAAAGUACUGCGGUGCGGUAGCCGUGAACUGAAUCUGCGCAUCCAGGGUAGCCUACUAGUUAGCGACACUCGUAGACCGAUGCCGACCCUGGUGUAAAUUAAACUGUCUAUGCAUAGCCUACAAUGAUUUUCUGAAACCAUUUUAACAUUUCAACAGAAAAGGGUAAUCGAUGGCUCAUCAACCUGAAUUGCACGUAGUCAGUCAGUCCACUCCCUCCUAAGCCCGACACAGUAUUUCCUGUUAGCAUUUCAUCAUAUCUAGACAGUACGGGCUUGAACGUCUCAUUUGGUCUUAAAGCAAUAGGCCUACUUUCCGGCAGCAGUCAAAGUUGAUGAUGGAUUCAAGAACCGGUGUCGAGAUACUGAGUUCUUUGGAGCGGAGUGACCACACUGCAUUCGUAGAUGGGAACGUUCUUUACGUGUGGGGAGGCUGUCAGUCAGUCUCAGGAUCCGAAAUAAUGUUACCCAGUGAUGAGAUUUGGCUGUGCGAUUUGGAGAGUGGAGCAUGGGAGCGGAGGGGGAUUGAGGGAGAGCCCCCACCAGCCCUUUCAGGCGCCUGUGGUUCAUAUCACAAUGGCUCUCUCUACGUGUUUGGAGGGUGUGACCCCAACGGACACACCAACCAGCUUUACAGUGCCAGCCUGCUGGACGGUUGCUAUACCUGGAAGAGAGUGAAAGAUGCCCAGGGGAACACCCCUUCACCCAGAGACAAACACACCUGCUGGGUACAUAGAGACAGGCUCAUCUACUUUGGAGGUUAUGGAUGUAAAACCAUCAGAGAGGUCAACAACUCCAAGAGCUUUGCGGUUGAUGAAACGUCCUGGGCAACAAUUGGGACCGUCUCCUUUAGGUUCUGGGGCUGGAACAAUGAAGUCCAUGUUUUUGACCCAAGCACAGUGACAUGGAGUGAACCUGAAACUCACGGUCUUGGCCCGGCGCCGAGAGCGUCCCAUGCCAGUGCCACACUGAGGGACAAAGGCUACAUCUGCGGAGGUCUGGAGGACACAGCUUUGGACAUCCACUGUCUGGAUCUGGACACUUGGACAUGGACACAGAUUGACCUGCUGUCUUCCUUGGUACCCGUUGGGCGUUCCAUGCACACCCUGACCCCAGUGUCUGACCACACCCUCUUCCUGUUUGGUGGGCUGAGUAUCUCCGGAAAUCCCCUAAAUGAUGGGUGGGAGUUUAAUGUUCAGACAAAGACAUGGAGCGAAAUGAAUCACCGACACCAUGACAAACCCAGGUUGUGGCAUUCAGCAUGUCCUGGCAAGGACCAAGAUGUGGUUGUCUUUGGGGGAAGCCAAGAAUACGUCCUCCUGAUGGACUCACUCACUGUUUUAAGGUCUCCAUCCCAGAAACACUGCAAAGAUGUCCUAGUCUUCCAGACCCAGCCAUACCCCCUUCUAAGAUUAUGUGAAGACUGCAUAGGGCGCCACGCUGAUGUUUUGCAAGUGCAGCUCUCGUGGCUGCCACCCAAACUACAGGAGACUAUUGACAAGAGAGUGUUCUACUUCAGGACACUCCAGGAAAAUAGAAAACUGGAGGAGCUGAUUUUGGAUUGACAUGCAUUGAUAUAUAUAUAGUUGCUGUCAAAAGUUUGUAAAGACUCAUCUAUUCAUUUGAAUGUACUAUGUCUACAAAACAUAAAUUAUUUAAAUUAUCUGUAGGACUGUAAAGAAAUAUUUUACAUUGUUGUACUGACAGUAGGUUUUUUAAUUGUUUUAUUAAAAACAUUUUUGAAAGGUCAUUAGUGGCUGAAUUGGUGAUAAAGCAACAGGUAGCAAUUACCUUGUAAAUAGCAUUCUUUAAUUGGUUAUUUGAUCACUUUAGUUAAUCUGUGAAUCUUUUUUUGUGCAAUUCAUUUAUGCUCUUCAAUAGAAGUCCAUUUCUACUUUAUUUUUUGUUAUUAAAAUGUUUUUGAUUUGUUGGAUGUGCUGUAUGUUAAGUACUUGCUUCUAUAUUCAACAAUACCAACUAGGUACACUUUAGCCAUGACUCAUAUAAAGCAGAAGCAGAGUCAUCAUGGCACUGUGGCAAAUAUGCCACCUGUUUGGUAUGUAAGAAAAACAAGAUACCAGUCCACAAACUUGAAAUAUUCAGUUUAACUCAAGGUAAUGUAUUGGAAUGCUUCAUUACAAAACAUAGAAUGAUACAAAACACCCUUGAAUCCUUGGGAAAUAAUUAAAUUCUUCACUUCGGUCAAGCCGUGUCACACCAACAUUUGUGUGUUAUAUUUGCACACUCUUUGGUAUUUUAUUCAUUACUAAUUCCACUCACCUGUUUUUGCCAAGCCCAAACCAGAUCCUGAUGAUUAAGUGUAACAAUGGUAACCAGUAGAUCAGGGUGGUGUGCUAACAAGAACUUAAAGGGAGUAUUCUCUAUGUAUACAUUUUUAGAAACCCUACUGUUUGAAACAUUUACAAUUGUUAACUGGAAGCCAAUGCCAAACAUUCAAUGUUAGGAAAUAUUUCUGAGGAAUCGGUGAGGCAGAGGAGCAUGCUGCUCAUCUUAACACAGUUGAAGCUUCUCAAUGCUGUUCAAACUUUAUUGCAGAUCAGCAUUCAGUUGCUUGUAUACAACUUAUUUUAUACUUUUUAUAUUAAAUCUUUAUGUUCACUUUAAUACAUUUGGUAAAGUGGUAAAUGGAACUAAGAACAUGGGGUAUAGAAGCACAUCGUCAUUGGCACACAGUUUAACCUAACCCUACUUCGACAAUAUUCCCAAGAGGUUAGACGAAAGGUUUGCAUCUUAAUAUUAUGCCUUGCUACAAAUAAAAUUGGAAAUGGGAAAAAAAAAAUGUAGAUUUUUGAACUGUGUUGUCUUUUCCAAUUUCUGCAAAAUAACUGCCUUUAACCAUUUGUCCAAUGUUUGAACUAUUUCACUACUGAAAUUGAGAACUCGAGGUCCAGCGUGAUGGAUAUUUUAUCCAUUCUGAAUUUUGUGAUAGACACUUAAAACGAUUGACACGCUGCCCUUGA